AUGCCAGACUUGAACGAACUCCUUCGAUGGUCCAUCGCCAACUCCACUCUCCCUUCCUCGCAAGAUGGCCAACAGACAGCGGCAGAAGGAGGCCAGCAGGUAUCUUCCUCCGAGGGAGGUCUGACAAUCCGAUACAACCCUCCUUCCUCAGCCACCCACAGCGGUACAUCAGCUCUACACCCCUCAGAUCUUGCUCCGGCAGAUUUAUCACCCGCUUCGACACCUGGUCCAGGAACUCCUACGGGGGAAAUACCAUCUCAGACGUUCCCUUUGCCCAGCACUACACCAAAGAGGGAUGAUCUUACGACGGAGAUGUUAGAUUUAAUAUUGGGUAAGAGCGACUCGAUAACGAUGAAGGAGAAAAUGGCUUUUGCCGUUGAUGAGAAAAACCCCCUGGAGGAGAGGGUAGAAGCAUUGGAUGAUUUUGAAAUGUUAAUCGAAUUGAUAGAUAAUGCCAAUAACAUGCCAAUCCUCAAACUCUGGCAACCACUCUUAAGUCUACUAUCAUCCCCCGAAGAUGAGAUUGUGUCAAACGCAUUAUGGAUAAUAGGUACAGCUGUACAGAACAAUAUCAAAGCGCAAGCUGCUCUAUAUAUACAUUCUGCUUUCCCAUUAAUACUCCAAUCGUAUCUCAAUUCCUCCUCCCCCGCCGUUAGAUCAAAAGCAAUCUACGCCCUAUCCGCAUCGUUAAAACACUGGCCAUUAGCUCCCCAAGCUCUAUCUCAAAAACACGAAAAUGUCACGGUAACGGGGUAUGAAGUUUUGUUAAAAGGGUUGAAAGAUUCCGAUAAGAAUGUCAGAAAGAAGGUAUCAUUCUUGGUAUCUACGUUGGUACUUCAAUCUAAUGAUAAAUACGAUCAAAAAGAAUUACCAAAUGAAGUACGAAAUGUCAUCGAGGAACUCACCAAGAGUAACACAGUCAAAGAAGAGGGUCUGAUAGAUGGAUUAAGUAAAUCAGGUAUCUUCCAAGAAUCAUUGGAUCAACUUCAACAUGUGAAAGAGGAUAAUCUCGAAUUUGAAGAGAACAGUUUAAAGAGUUUGAUAAAUGCUUUGAAGACUAGUGGGUUGAAUGACGAGGAAAGAGGGCAGUUUAAAGGUAUCUGGAAUGGAUUGAAUGCUCAACAGAGAGAAGAUAGAGGUUUGGGAAAAGAUGAGAUUGAAUCGGUGAAUGGGAUAUUAGCAUAG
This is a messenger RNA of Kwoniella botswanensis, 1185 nucleotides long. RefSeq lists its product as uncharacterized. The record is from RefSeq and is a predicted model, not a curated record. Gene Ontology annotation, cellular component: endoplasmic reticulum. Gene Ontology annotation, molecular function: adenyl-nucleotide exchange factor activity. The transcript has 3 exons. The coding region runs from base 1 to 1185 and encodes 394 amino acids. Lineage: Eukaryota; Fungi; Basidiomycota; Tremellomycetes; Tremellales; Cryptococcaceae.